AAAGCGAGGAGGGGAAAACGACGGCCGUCAGGGUCGGACUAUACGGAGAGGGGGAGGACUGAGUGAGACCAAGUGAUUGUUAGACAGAAGAGGCAGUUUGAAUGACGGCGCACCUGGUGCUUCUGAGGGCAUUUCCCAUGUUUUGAUUUGCUCCAUUUUUAUUUUUAUUUUUUUAUUUUUUUUUUACUUUGUGAACUCGCUUUCAUCAAGCUGCCUUUUCGCCAUGCCGUCCAACAGUCCUGCUGUCACCGAACUUCCCCAGACACCAGACAACAAAGCCUCCAAGGAUGUGAGUGAAGAUGGAGCAGAACAGGAUAGUCCUGAGGAGGCAACGCUGGGGACCCCACCCGAACAAGCGCAGAGUGGGCCGUCCGAGCAGGAAACGCAAACAGUUCCUUCCUGAAAUGGUGGCCUCUGGUACCUGUGCCCCGCCGACACUGCUUGAGGAUCUGGAGCCACUCCCUUCCCCUUGCAAGAAACGUGGUCGUCGGAAAUUAGAGCAAAACGAGAAGAAUACGGAUGAACCAGACGACAGAAGUUGUGACUCCCCCAAAGAGGGUGAGACGGGGAGGUUGCGUAGGACACCGGUCCCCAGGGUGACUUUCCAGGCCGGAGAUCCGUACUACAUCAGCAGGAGACAAAAGGAAGAAUGGCUCAGCCGCUGGAAGAUGGAGGCAGAGAGACGGGCUUACAGAGAGGCUGAGAUGAGCAUAAUGGACGAUUUAUCCGAAGCAGACUUUCAAAAAGAAGACGAGCCAGCCAGCCCGGAGCCGCCUCCGUCCCAGCAACAAACAGACCCCGCCUCGCCAAUCGUGGCCGUAACACCGGACCCGGUCGCCAGAGGAGACCAGGCAACACCCAGAGAGAUAGAGUACCAGGAUGGCAGGGGCUUUGGCAUCGGUACGCUGGUGUUUGGGAAGCUGCGAGGAUUCUCCUGGUGGCCCGGCAGGAUUGUUUCCUGGUGGAUGAGUGGCCGUAGUCGAGCCGCCGACGGGACCCGCUGGGUCAUGUGGUUUGGAGAUGGCAAAUUUUCUGUGGUUUGUGUGGAGAAGCUGAUGCCGCUGAGCUCUUUCUCAUCUGCCUUCCACCAGCCAACCUACAACAAACAGCCUAUGUACCGGAAAGCCAUCUUUGAGGCUCUGCAGGUAGCAAGUGUGCGAGCAGGACGUCCUACUCCUUCCUGUGACCCGAGCGAUGAUGCGGAAGGGGUGGAGCCUCAGACAAGACAGAUGAUAGAGUGGGCCAUGAAGGGGUUCUUACCCAAUGGCCCACAGUCACUGGACCCUCCUGAGGACGAGCAGAAUCCAUACAAAGACGUCUACUCCGAAAUGUGGACAGAACCAGAGGCGGCGUACACUCCUCCCCCUGCUAAGAAACCCCGCAAGAACGCAGUGGAAAAAGUCAAGAUAAGAGAGGUGAUCGAUGAAGGAACCAGAGAGAGGCUUAUACAGGAGAUUAAACAGAAAACCCGGAACAUAGAAGACAUCUGUAUCUCCUGUGGAAGCCUCAACGUCUCAUUGGAGCAUCCUCUCUUCAUGGGAGCAAUGUGCCAAGGCUGCAAAAAUUCCUUUCUGGAGUGUGCUUACCAGUAUGACGACGACGGCUAUCAGUCCUACUGCACCAUCUGCUGUGGAGGCAGGGAGGUGCUCAUGUGUGGCAACAACAACUGCUGUAGAUGUUUCUGCGUGGAGUGUGUGGACCUUUUAGUUGGCACUGGUUCAGCAGCGGUAGCCAUCAAAGAGGACCCCUGGAACUGUUACAUGUGUGGGCCACGAAGCAUCUACGGGAUACUGCGACGUCGAGAUGACUGGCCUUGCCGACUACAGCAUUUUUUCGCCAACAAUCAUGAACAGGACUUUGAGCCAGCCAAGUUGUAUACUCCAGUUGCAGCAGAGAAGAGGCAGCCAAUCAGAGUCUUAUCACUGUUUGACGGCAUUGCCACAGGUCUGCUGGUGCUAAAGGAUCUGGGCCUCCAAGUGGACAAAUAUGUGGCGUCAGAGGUGUGUGAAGACUCCAUCACUGUCGGCAUGGUCAGACAUCAGGGACGCAUUAUGUACGUCGGUGAUGUGCGCAACGUAACCCAUAAACAUAUUGAAGAGUGGGGACCAUUUGACCUGGUGAUAGGAGGAAGUCCCUGCAAUGACCUCUCGAUAGUAAACCCUGCACGGAAGGGCCUUUACGAGGGAACCGGUCGCCUGUUUUUUGAGUUCUACCGUCUGUUGCAUGAGGCUCGACCAAAAGAGGGCGACGGUCGACCUUUCUUCUGGCUCUUUGAGAAUGUGGUCGCCAUGGGAGUCAGUGACAAGCGGGACAUAUCGCGCUUCUUAGAGUGCAAUCCCGUGAUGAUAGACGCCAAGGAGGUUUCCGCUGCUCACCGUGCUCGAUAUUUCUGGGGAAACCUGCCUGGCAUGUCAAGACCCCUGACACCCAUGAACAAUGACAAGCUGGACCUGCAAGAGUGUCUUGAGCAUGGUCGCACAGCCAAGUUUGAGAAGUUGCGUACGAUAACGACACGCUCCAACUCUGUGAAGCAGGGGAAAGACGAACAUUUCCCCGUCUACAUGGACAGCAAGGAGGACAUCCUAUGGUGCACUGAGAUGGAAAAGGUGUUCGGUUUCCCUGUCCACUACACCGACGUGUCCAACAUGAGUCGUCUGGCCAGGCAAAGGCUGUUGGGGCGUUCCUGGAGUGUACCCGUCAUCAGACACCUCUUUGCCCCUCUAAAGGAAUACUUUGCCUGCAACUAAUCACACAACGACAUUCUCUCUCUUUCCCAGACACACACACACACACACACGCACACACAUUUGUGGCACACAGUUCACAGCUUGUACAUGAAGGUUGGCUGACGCAGAUGAAACAGAUGACCAGACACACACACACACACACACACACACACACACACACUGCUAACAGCUUCAUCCCUUGAUUCCAUUUAAACUACAGGCUAAUCUUGCUCCCCAGGUGCUACCUUGCUGACUUACACACUUGCUAGUGCAGGAUGUGUGUAUUGUACAUCUUCACACACACAUACACGCACACAAACUUCCACCUCCAAAAGACCUUAAACUGAUGUCUUCUGCUGUUUUUUUGCAUUCGUUACAGUCUCCACAUUACAUACCACCACCAAAAACAAACUUUACUCACGUGUAGUGAAGUGAAGGUGCUCUACGUCAAUGCAUUAAGUGCAAAUAACAUAAAUAUACAAACUCACGUACACACCAGCUUCAAACCCGCGGUGCUGGCCUGUCAGCCAUGGAGGCCGUUUGGUGCCACUUUCAUCUUGGUGCUCUUUCAGAGGCUUUAAGGUCGCAAAUGUUUUGUUUUCCCUUGUCGCCGUUCCGUGUCCCUAACAGAGUUCAGCCAAAUACUCACCAAGCGGGCGCAGCUUGCAAUGAGGUUGCUUGACUGCCGUGAGAGAAGGAUUACAAAGACAAUUUAGCUAUAAAAAAAUCUCAGUGGAUGAGUUAAACAUCAGUGGAGUGGGUCCAAAGCAAUGAAUGAGCAAAAUGUACGUUCACUUUGUGCUGGAUAGUGGCAGAGUCUCCAAGUAUAGUGUGGUUGAGCUUUUAAGUACUUUUAGUAGGAUUUCAAACAAAAAGUGAUGCACUGUGUUACUUGAAACUUACUUUUUUUUUUUUUUUUAAAGAAUAUUCCAAAAACUGUACGCCCUUGUAUUAUACUCUAUAUUUAUGACUAUAAAAUGAUGGAAAAAAAUAGCAUUUGUGUAGCAAAACAGCAUUUCCAGCACUACUGAACAACAACUUGAACAUGCCAGUGCUAAGCUUUUUAUGAAACGUCCUACUAAAUGCUUCUGAGUAGCCAUUAUGUAAUUGUUAACCAUUGUGUCAGGUUUGUAGAAUGGUAACAUGGAGUGCAAAACUUAACCGCGGCCAGCAGAGGCGCUGUUGCCUCAGUGCUACAGCACUAAAUAAACUCCUUGUGUCAGCAAUAACAGGAAUUCAUAAUGUUGAGCGAUCGAGAUCCCAUUAAAAUGAAUAUUUAUAAAAUAAUGUAGUACUUAAAUAGGAUAUUGUACUAAAUUUCCAUACAAUAAGUACAAUAAAAAACAAUAAUGCAUUAUAAUAAAGUAAUUAUAUAAUAUUUAUGUCAUAAGAUGAGCCUAACUUGAUUCAAUAUUACAAAUGUACUGUCAUUCCUUGAUGCUAUGCAACAAUCUACAAGAACACUGCUGUCGAUUAUAUUGUCUGUUGUUAUUCUUCUUCUUUUUGUGUCUUUGAAGCAUGUGGUUACAUGACAGUUUCCCAUUUCUUUACACAGUCUUUUGCAUUGUUGUUGAACUCUGCGAGAUCUUUUAAGCUGCACUGGUUGAGUAGCAGAGGACAGACAAGGCAGUGCUGCAUCGUGUGGUCCUCUUCUCCGCAUUCGCAGGUGGUUGGGCCGGUUUUGUAGCCCCAUCUGGCCAUAGCAGCUUUUGAUCGCCCUGUUCCUGUUCUCAGGCGGUUUAGUGUCUUCCACUGGACCCAUGGUGUUUCUGACCCAGGGGGCAGAUCUUCAAAAGGGGGGAUUCCCAUGUCAAUAGGAGGGGGGUCUUUCUCUAAUUUUUGUGUCCAUAGCUGGAGUCUGGUUUCUUCCCAAGAUGUUGUUAGGGGCUGGACAUUGCUGAGGAAGCUUCUCCUUGACUUCAGACGUUGGGCUGAGGGUUUACGUCCAUAGAGGAGGUGGCGUUCAUCACUGGUAGCUUUUGUGAACUCUACUCGGCUGGCAACUUCCCGUCUCACGUCUGCAGGGGCGAUACCAGCGAGGAGAUGUAGGUUGUUCAGGUUGGUAGGCUUCAAGCAACCAGUGAUCAAGUGGCAGGUGUUGUUCAGUGCUGGGUCGAGUUUUUGGCAUGGGUUGAUCUCUCCCAGACAGGACAUGCAUACUCCGCCGAGGAAUAGCACAGGGCCAAAGCAGUACAUCUUAGUGUGUGUGCUGUGGCUCCCCAUUUGGAAUUUGUCAGUUUCUGUAAGAUGUUGUUUCGGGAGCUGACUUUCAGUUUGGUGUUUUUGAUGUGUUCCUUGAAGGAGAGUGUGCGGUCCAGGGUUACGCCAAGGUAGACAGGGUUGGUACAAUUCUCAAGUGGUGUUCCAGACCAUUUGAUGUUAAGAGGUCUGUUUGCAUCCCGGUUCCUGAGAUGGAACGAGCAGACUUGGGUCUUCGCAGGGUUUGCGUGUAGAUGGUUUUGCUCUUCUGUUGUUAUAAAGUGAUCGCAAUGAUUUGUUCACUUGCCCAAGCGGUCAGAUUGCCCAAGCAGUCAGAUUAAGACUCUUAUGAAAUCAAACUUCUGAUGUAGUUAUUACGAGUGAAUCUUCGGGCAUUAAACUAUUCGAUCCAAUUCAUGGUGCGACGAUGUGAUUCAAAAUCUAUUUUCGAGUCAAAACAAUUCUUGCAAUAUAUUAUUUGGGAUAAUACAGUAUUUAUAUUGGAACUUUAUAAACACAGGUUACAGGUUAGAAAAUAACUUUCUGGUUUGCACAGAGAUCGCUUAAAAUGUAUUUCAAAACACGUAUUCUUUAAAAAAAAAUAUAUAUAUAUGUAUAUUUCUUUAGUAUCCAUUUUUGAAAAUUAUGAAUCUAUUUAGAAUCAGAAUGAUUUGGAUGAGAAUCGAUUUUUUUGUGCACCCCUAGUAGUUAUUCAGUAACGUAACAUGUACAUUAUAUCCACUAUAUUUUAUUUAUAGAUAUAGGCAAGACUUUCCAACUUUACAGUUUGUAACAAUCCUGCAGCCUGCGUGUACAGUAUGUCUUAUCGCUAUAGAAACAAAGUAUUGUCUAUAGAUAUACUGUAGGUGUAAGCAUAGUAGUAAUUAGUAUAAACAAGUGGUGUGGCAAAGCCAAAAAAUAUCUUUAAGUCUGAUUUUAUUUUGUAUAUGUUUAAAAAAAAAUUAGCUAUAAACAUUGAAUUCAAUGUAAAAAAAUAAAUAAUUAUGUUGUUGGAAUUGACAACCUUGUGUUAAUCA
Nerophis lumbriciformis (worm pipefish) is the source of this 5962-nucleotide messenger RNA. RefSeq names its product DNA (cytosine-5)-methyltransferase 3A-like. The record is from RefSeq and is a predicted model, not a curated record. Gene Ontology annotation, molecular function: methyltransferase activity. Gene Ontology annotation, cellular component: nucleus; cytoplasm. Lineage: Eukaryota; Metazoa; Chordata; Actinopteri; Syngnathiformes; Syngnathidae. Gene Ontology annotation, biological process: negative regulation of DNA-templated transcription.